CAAUUCCAUUUGCAUCGCGGAGUGUCCACCUCCUCCUCAAAAAAGGAAAAACAAAACCGGCAAAGUGAAGUGAGCUCGCCGGGUCGGAGGGGAGCAGCAGAGCAGAGAUGGCCGGAGCCGGGGAAGACGAAGCAGCUCCUCCUCCCCCUUCUCCACUAGAUCGACAGCAACCCAUGGAAGAGGCGGCGGCGGCCAAGCGGAGCAGGUCGGAGAACCACCACGGCGUCGCCGACGGGCCGUCCUUCCGGAUGGAGGACCUUCCGGCGGAGGUUCAGCCGGUUAUAAUCUCACUGCUGCCACUGAAAGAGGCCGUGAGGAUGAGCAUUGUUUCAAGAAGUUGGACAACGCUCUGGAGAUUCCACUGCGACCUAUGUUUCAAUGAACCCGUUGAUGUGGAUUCUAACACCGAUGACAAUUCCGCUGAUCAGGUCAAUGGCACUGGCACCAAUGACCAAUCCACUAAUCAGUAUAAUACCAAAAUAACACGAGCAAAGUUCAUUGAAACUGUAAAUUCCGUUAUUCAACGGCAUAGCGGGAUUGGAAUCAAUAAGUUCAGCAUCAUCUGUCGCCUGCACAAAGAGGACUAUCAUCAUCUUGACAGGUGGAUUCGGUUUGCCGCUUCAUCAAAGGCAAAAAUAAUAGAUUUUGAUCUGAAGAUAUCUGAUUACCCAGUUGAAGAAGCUCCCCACUUUCCUCUUGAGGCCUUAGAGGAUCAAGGUAGCUCAUUUGUGCAGUCCUUAUCUCUCGCCAGUGUUUCUAUAAAGCCACACUCAGGACUAUGCCGCUUUACAAUACUCAGAAGGCUUGUUUUGAGCUCUGUUCAGAUAUUUGGAGAUUUUCCAGGUUUGCUUGCAAAAUGUUCAAGACUUGAGGACUUAGAGAUCAAAUGGUGUUCUGGUGUGGAUGACUUAAUCGUACCACACAAACUCGAUAAACUUCAACAUUUGCUGAUUGCUGGAACAGACAUCCAGAUGGUUGAGAUUCAUGCAGCUGAUCUUGCUCAUUUUGAGUACGAUGGACGACUGAUCCCUAUAGUGCUUCAUGGUUGCUCAAAAUUAGAGAAGACAACAAUUGCGUUUGAGGCCUCUAAUGUACUGCCCCAUGCAUUCAAUGUAAUUCCAAGCAUUUCCCCAGUGAAGAUAUUAAUUGUGCGAGCUUUUAUAUCAAAAUAUGGACAGUCCCUGGAGCUGCCAUUAAGACCACAGGGCAUGUUUAUGCAUCUGAGGCAUAUGACUUGUCAAAUUAUCGUCCUUGCUAGAGAUGUAAAUGACUAUAAUGGAGUUCUUCAACUGGCCCAUUGGUUGGACACUGCACCGCGACUGGAGACAUUGGACUUGAAUCUUCCAAUGCAGAUGUCCUAUCUGAGGUCCGGUGCUUUCGUAAGUGCCGAGGUGGCGGGAGUGGAAGCUCCCUGUAUGCGUCGCCAUGAUCAUCUCAAGACGGUCUUCAUGAGUGGGUUUCAGUGUUACAAGUCUCAGAUUGAGCUGGCGUGCUGUAUCCUGGGAAAUGCUUCUGUUCUUGAGCAGCUGACAAUAGAACCAAUCCUCACAGAAGCAAUAUGGGGUGAUGAUGAUUACGGGCGGGUCUGUGAAUGGGCACAGCGAACCUCGAAGCGCUUUGGUAAGGUGAUCACUGUCUUAGAUGCCCCCCUUCACAGUGAGUAAGCCAAUCCUUUUCGCAUCUAGGCACUGUCAAUUAAUCUUGUGUAGUCUGCAGUAUGCAGCAUUCAGCGUAGCUGGGAGAAUGCCCCUGUAGACUAGUGACUGCUUGGGUGUCUAUAAAUGGAAUUAGUAGGGCUUUGCCCCUCUUAAUAAGAAACAAGUAAUCUCUGGUUCAUCAUAGCAAAAAAUCUUGUUCUCCCUUUUA
Messenger RNA from Triticum dicoccoides, 1866 nucleotides. RefSeq names its product putative F-box/LRR-repeat protein At5g54820. The transcript has 5 exons. The record is from RefSeq and is a predicted model, not a curated record. Gene Ontology annotation, molecular function: protein binding. The coding region runs from base 108 to 1664 and encodes 518 amino acids. Lineage: Eukaryota; Viridiplantae; Streptophyta; Magnoliopsida; Poales; Poaceae.